Emys orbicularis (European pond turtle) is the source of this 738-nucleotide messenger RNA. Its product is annotated as gastrula zinc finger protein XlCGF8.2DB-like. Gene Ontology annotation, cellular component: transcription regulator complex; chromatin; PcG protein complex. Lineage: Eukaryota; Metazoa; Chordata; Testudines; Emydidae. Gene Ontology annotation, biological process: regulation of transcription by RNA polymerase II. The transcript has a single exon. The record is from RefSeq and is a predicted model, not a curated record. The coding region runs from base 1 to 738 and encodes 245 amino acids. Gene Ontology annotation, molecular function: RNA polymerase II cis-regulatory region sequence-specific DNA binding; DNA-binding transcription factor activity, RNA polymerase II-specific.
AUGCUCAAAGCCCCGCAGAGCCCUGACCCGGACGACAGGCCGUACAAGUGCACCGAGUGCGAGAAGUGCUUCCGGCAGAAGAAGAUCCUCAAAGCCCACCAGAGCAUCCACACCGGAGAGAAACCGCACACGUGCGCCGAGUGCGGAAAGAGCUUCCGGCAGAAGAACAACCUCCGGAAGCACCAGUGGAUCCACACCGGCCAGACGCCCCACCAGUGCGCCGAGUGCGGGAAGCGCUUCAGCGAGAAGCAGCGCCUGCGGAAGCACCAGAAGACGCACACGGGGGAGACGCCGUAUGCCUGCACCGAGUGCGGUACGUGCUUCAGCCACAAGCAUAACCUGAAAACCCACCAGCGGGUGCACACCGGCGAGACGCCCUACAAGUGCCCCGAGUGCGAGAAAGGUUUCAAACAGCAGAACCACCUCAUCAGCCACCUGCGCACCCACCGGGAGGAGAAGCUCUACAGAUGCACCCAGUGCGACAGGUUCUUCAGGAAGCAGCCCAACCUGCUGAAGCACGAGACGAGCCAUGCGGGGGACAGGCCCUACCGCUGCAAGGACUGCGGGAAGACCUUCAAGCAGAACAACCACCUGGUGAGUCACCAGAGGACCCACGCCGCAGGCAGCCUCUACAUAUGCACCGAGUGCGGGAAAAGCUACAGCCAGUGGGCGCAUCUCACCACUCACGAGCGGGCCCACGCCGGGGAGGGCCAGCUGACCUGCAGCGAGUGCCGGUGA